Messenger RNA from Clupea harengus (Atlantic herring), 337 nucleotides. RefSeq names its product 60S ribosomal protein L32-like. The coding region runs from base 11 to 337 and encodes 108 amino acids. NCBI's taxonomy places the organism in Eukaryota, Metazoa, Chordata, Actinopteri, Clupeiformes, Clupeidae. The transcript has 2 exons. The record is from RefSeq and is a predicted model, not a curated record.
AAACGUCACCAUGGUGGCCCUGAGAUCCCUUACGAAACCUAAAAUUGUGAAGAAGAGGACCAAGAAGUUCAUCAGGCAUCAAUCGGACCGAUAUGUCAAGAUAGCCAAAAAUUGGAGGAAGCCCAGAGGUAUUGACAACAGGGUCCGCAGGCGAUUCAAGGGUCAGAUGCUGAGGCCAAACAUUGGUUAUGGUAGCAACAAGAAGACCAAGCUGACCAUGCUGCCCUCCGGAUUCAGGAAGUUCCUCGUCCACAAUGUCAAAGAACUCAAAGUUCUGAUGAUGAGCACACACACACACACACACACACACACACACACAUCAAAUACACCACGGUAG